This is a messenger RNA of Antechinus flavipes (yellow-footed antechinus), 4622 nucleotides long. RefSeq names its product apoptosis enhancing nuclease (gene AEN). Lineage: Eukaryota; Metazoa; Chordata; Mammalia; Dasyuromorphia; Dasyuridae. The transcript is spliced from 5 exons. Gene Ontology annotation, molecular function: nucleic acid binding; exonuclease activity. Gene Ontology annotation, cellular component: nucleus. Bases 3539 to 4537 code for a protein of 332 amino acids. The record is from RefSeq and is a predicted model, not a curated record.
GGGUCGGGGAGGCAGCCUUACCCUCCCACGAUCGGGCCCCUGGCAGAGCCGCCUUCAUGACCUCGCCACGAGUAUCUGAGCCGGCAGAGAGAUCCCCGUCAGGGAAGGGUGGGCCGAGAGAGGUUCCAGCCUCUCCCCCGAGAUGGAGGAAGCGGCAGUGGGGGCAUCUCGGCCAGACCUUUCAUUUUACAGAGGAAGAAAUGGAGACACCUUUCCCCCCGCCCCCAAGAGUUUAACCGGCAUAUCCAAGGUCAGGGUUCGAGGAAGAAUUUGAACUCCGGUUCCCUGACUCGUGGUACAGCAGAAAGUGUGGGUUCAUGGAGUCAGAGCACCAGAUGUCAAAUGUCAUCCCUGAUACUUAUUUGUGGCAAGUCAAGUCAUCUCUCUGGGUUUUUUCCAAUUUCUUCUUGUAUUAAAUGACGAGGGUCGAUUCCAGCCUGACCUUAUGACUCCAAAUCCAGGGCGCUUUCCAUAGAGCCACACUGACUUCUCUGGAGUCCAGCUUCCCUUGCUCUAAAGGAUGCAGUGGUCUAAAUGAUCUACAAGGGUCUUUGGGGGGCUUUAAAUUUAAAAAAAAAAAAAAAAAAAUCAUUCAGGUCCCAUCCUGUGGCUCCUUGAAUUGGUUUCCAGUUUGAAGACUGUCCAUUCACUUGGAGGCCUUGCUUUGGAAGACUCAGCCUUUAUUUUCCUUAAAGCUUUUCUCUGGGUCAUAAAUAUUAAAAAUUGAAAGACACUUUAGUUAUCACCUAGCCAAUUUCCCAAUUUUGCAAAGGAAACAGGUCUAGAGGGGCAGAGCGACUUGAUCUGGGUCCCCAGAGUUAAUGUUUUGACCAGAAACACUGAGGGUCUUCUCCAAGAUUUGUUUAUUUAAUUUUUGUUUGUUUUUCACUAAGUGAAAAUGGGCAGUCUUUGCCUCAAUUUCUACUUAGCCUUAAUCAUUGAAGGGGUGUGGCCUCAGUCAAACUUGAGACCUAUUGAAGACUUUAGCUUAAAAAGGUCAAGGUCUCCCAUUGCCUGCAGGGCCAUCUCCAGUUCAGAUCUGUAUUUAGCCACUGGACACAGAAAGCUCUGGCGCAAGUGACCUUGCACAGCCCUUCCUCCCUCCCUCAAAAUCCAGUUCACCUGCAUGUCAUGCAUGGCAUCACCUCCCUGAUGUGAUCUUCAGGAACAAAGGAACAAACACAAAGCAGAAAUAAAAUUUGAGCCCAGAACCUGUGAUUAUAGCUCUUCACUGUGAAUAGUAGUGCCUCCUGCCAUUCAAGACUUUGAACAUAAAGCUUCUCAUUCAAGCAUUAUGUUGUUUGGGUGCUCCAGAAUUCUGGAGGGAUGGGAUGGUAGUGGUGAAUUGGACCCAGAAGACUUGAUUUGAUAGAAGAGGAAAGAGCCUGGACCAAUGACUCUUACUUAAUAAAGCUCCUCCUGAGGUCCUGAUUUGAGGGUGCCAAGUCUGGGCUGUUUUUCAGAGCAUUAGUCACUCAAAGAUUUGUCAGCACUAAUCAUAACUUACUCUGAAUCUGGAGAGCCAUCCUUUGAUGAGGUCAUAGGUAUUGUAUUCUUAGCAUUCAGUUUCACCUCUUCCUGUAGGAUGAAAAGAGGUCCUAAAGAUUUCUCAUGCAUUGUCUAUUAAUUGAAAUCUAAAGGACUUAAGUAUUAUACUAGAAGAAAUUUUACCCCUUAGGAUUUAGAUGAGAGGUUAGAGUUUCUUUAAGGGAGAAUGAUUUCUGAGAUGGAAAUCAAAGAGUCUGGUUUCGCAACCACAUAUAUGGUCAUGGGCAGAUCAUUUAAUGUCUCUGAGUCUCAUUUUCUCCACAUCUGUUAAACUAAGGAGUUGGAAUAGGUGCCUACCUCGGUUCCUUCCAGUGAUCCUGUGUGCUUAGUCUAAACUCCUCAUUUAGCUGAUAAGAAAACUGUUCCAGAGGAGAUGGUGGCCAAGUUUGAUGGUCUGACCUCCUUCCCUAAUCUCAUGCUUUUCAAAUCAUCUGGUAUUGGUGACUGUGUAGAAUGUUAAUCUCCUGGUUCCUUGUAAGCCUCUAUCCAGACAAAUUCAGAUUCUCUUACUUUACUCAUAAUUUAUUUCCUGAACCCUUAACUUGGAUUCUCAAAGCUCUGAAACUUUCCUGCCAUAGUUACCUUCUCUCCAAAUGUGUCUUACUGUCUAUCAAUAUGGAUGUGAUGGUGAAUUUUUGUAGGUGAUCCUAUUGAAACAGCUUUAGGGUUUGUCUGCUAGAGCUCAGUCUCUGUCCCACUUAUAAACCUCCCAACUUCCACAGGGCCCAAAAAAGGUCAGGUGGCUCAUGUUUAUUUAGUUUUCAGGUUACAGAUAAUUGUAUUGAUUUUGCAGUCAGGAAUACAUUGGGAAAUUAAUGUGUUGUGUCUGAAAGUAAAGAGAACACAUUAGAAGGGAUGCAAUCUCCCUCAUUGCCUCAGCAGUGUUUUCAGGAAGUCAGUUCUGAUGACUUAACUUAUAUACAGGGUGAGAGGGUUCUCAGUUAUUUCAUUUUCUCAGUGUCUCUCAUUCUUCAGUUGCAUGAUAGGAAGAAAAAGCAUUGCUAUCAAAACUCUUUAAAACUGGUCUUUGCUACUUUGCAGAUGAGGAAACCAAGGCUUAUCAAGGCUAAAUGAUUUGGCCAAAGUGACAGUUACCAAAUGGCAAAGUCAAAAAUAGAAUCUAGAUGUCCCUGAUUCCUGUUUAGGGUUUUUCUAUUAUACUUGCAUUGUAAAUAAAAUUCAGGUAAUGUCAGUCAGUCUAUUUACUAGAUUCUUGACCUGAAGGAAAAUGACUAAAUGAGAUUGUGAAUCAAGUCUGACUGCUUCAGGGUGGAGAUGUAUAAAACUCACAAAUGAGUAUAAUUCAUGUGUGUCAUCCUGCUGUACUCUUUCUAUUGCUCAUCCCUACUCUCCUAGAGGAAACACUUGGUUCAGUUCAAGCUUAGGAUCUGUUCCUUUCAGGCACCAGGCUGGAAAAAGGAUCUGAAUGAAAGUAGGGAAAAGUUACUGGUCCCUAGGAUUUCUGCCUGCUAUACAUGGGCCUGAAGAAGUACUCUAAUUCUGCCAAAUAUGGCUUAUAAGAGAAAUCUUUGAGAUAAACUCAUUGUUUUAGGGUCAGGGAAAAUAAAAAAAAUCCAGCUCCACUACUGUAUUCAUUUAGUUCAACUCAUUAUAUUUUCAAAACUGAAAGCUUGGCUGUAGUCAUGCCUGGGGCUACCUCUCCCACCUGUAUCCUCCAAAACCUCUCUGAUGCCAGAGGCUUUGACUCCCAUUCUACAUUGUGAAUUCCCUCUUCCUCUGCCUUGUCCCUAACCAUCAUUCCUCUAUUUGUGCUGAAUUUAAACUCCUUGAUGUGGCAGUCUCUCUUCUCUUCCCCUUUUUUAUUUGUAGCAAUUUUUGUCUAUGUGCCCUGCUUCUAUCUCUGGGGGAAGAGGCCCGAUCUAACCAGCUUUCGUCCAUCAGCAAGUUGUACCUGGGGUUUCUUUAGUAACAGUGAAGGGGAAGAGUUGGCAGGGCACUGAGCAGUAGUGGGUCACAGCCUGAUAGAGAGAUGGCCACCCACGCCCCCCUCACUGAGUUGGCAGGAAUGGCACCAAAAGAAAGCUCCAAAUACUUUCAGAGCUCAAGUGCGCCUUUUACCAACUCCAGCGGCAAGGACGCGCCCCGCUGGUGGCAUAAGAGGAAGAGCCGGCGGCACCAGCGCUUCAUGAUGCACAAGGCCCUUCUGGAGAAGCGAGGGGUGUUGGGUACCCCCCCAGAGUCAGAGGGCACCCUCCAUUUGGCCAGAUCAGGGGUUCUGGAGGAAACAGAGAGGACCAAGUAUAAUGUACAUCCUGCCACACUUGGAUCACUUGGCACCCAGCCCAGAAAAAAGCCCAUUCAGAAGAUUGAAUCCAGCAAAGGCACUACCUCUGGCCAUUCUGUGCCCAACAAGUGUGUGGCCAUUGACUGUGAGAUGGUGGGCACUGGCCCUGGGGGGCGGGUGAGUGAGCUGGCCCGAUGCUCAGUGGUAAGCUACCACGGGGACGUUCUGUAUGACAAAUACAUCCGGCCUGAGACACCCAUUGUGGAUUAUCGGACCCGCUGGAGCGGUAUCACCCGCCAGCAUAUGAAGAAUGCUAUCCCCUUCAGGGUGGCACAGAAGGAGAUCCUUAAACUGCUGAAGGGCAAGUUGGUGGUGGGCCACGCACUCCAUAAUGACUUCCAGGCUCUCAAAUACUUCCAUCCCCGCAGACAAACUCGGGACACCCUUUCUGUCCCUAGCCUAAUCAACCAAACGGGUUUCCCUGUCCGAGCCCAAUCCUCUUCUCUCAAGAACCUGGCCCUGCAGCUGCUGAACAAAAGAAUCCAGGUUGGCCGGCAUGGGCAUUCGUCUGUGGAAGACGCUACAACUGCCAUGGAGCUCUACCGGCUGGUCGAGGUGCAGUGGGAGCGGAAAGAGGCCAGCAGCCACCCCUCAAAUUGUGAGGAGAGCCCCCAGGACAGCGGCACAGACACGGAGCACUACAUGGAAGACCAGUUCUGGCUAGAAGAGCAGACUGAAGGCUAGCAUCUGAGUGGCCACUGCUGACCAUGGGAGACUAUACCAGGGAGGAAGACGUCAUCGCCAUGGACUGUGAGAUGGUAGGAGUGGG